AUGGAUUCGUUGAAUAAUUCACAAGAUGGUAAAGACGAUGGUGUUGGUGGCAAGGACUCAACACUGAAUAGCCCGGUGGAUGAGUUUUUCUCAAAGUUAGAUGAUCAAAGAGAUGUUAUUCAUUCAGGGAAGAAUAUUGGUUUGUCAGUCGAUGUUUUAUCGACAUCCUCAUUGUCAAGAGCCUCUACUUCUUCUGUACUAUCGUUAACAACUCGUAAUGGAAAACGGCUAACACGUGCAUUAUUGAUUGUAUAUAUAGUGGCUAAAGCGUUUGGGGAUGUUGGCGAUGUGAGCGUAUCGUUCAUCGCGCCUGUGUUUGGAACGGAAUUAGUGCUAAGUUCUACAACAAUCAAUCGGGCUAUUGCACUGUCUGGUGUCGGAGAUCUCAUUACACGUCUUGGUGUGGGAUGGCUAACCGAUAGAACAAUUUGUAUUGGCCGACGAGGAUUAUUGUUGGGUGUUACUUGGUUAGUUGAAGGGUUGAAUGCUUUCGCAUUCUCACAGCUACAUCUCUUGUCGGGAAAAUAUCAUGCAAACAGUCCACAGAAUGAUGAUUCGGUGACAAUUAAACUGCUGUACUACCUUUGCUUCACUAACCACAGGAUAUGUAGUGGUACAGCUAUGACACAAAUGGUUGUUGUACUGACAGAUUGGGUUGGUUCUGGCCAGUUGGCACGUUCGCUCGCCAUCACAAUGGUCAUUCUGGGAUUAGUCAUCUCUCCAGGACAAUUCCUUAUGGGUGUAAUCGCUGAUUUCUCUGGUUCCUAUGUUUGGUCAUUGUAUGUCUGUGGUGUCAUCCUCCUGUCUGCCGGUUUCAUUCUUCUUAUGGAAUUCCCUGUUCGUCGGCUGUAUCCAGUCAGCCAUGUUGGCUUGAAUACGAACACCAACAAUAAUAAUAUUAAUAAUAAUAAGAGUAGUAAGCUGUGCAUCACUGUCGAAGAUGAUAUCGAAGGUGGUGAUCUUGGCAACGGAUUAAUCAUCAAUGGUCACUGCGGGGAUCCGAUCGUCGGUAAGAACUCCGAAUUGUUUUUCCGUACAGCACCACCAAAUGAUGACACAAAAUGGGGAAUUAUAGAUUCUGAUAUGGAGAACAAUGUGAACAAUACUACAGAGCUUUUGAACACCUCAAAAAAUCGAUUGAAUCGCUCAUGA
Trichobilharzia szidati is the source of this 1152-nucleotide messenger RNA. Lineage: Eukaryota; Metazoa; Platyhelminthes; Trematoda; Strigeidida; Schistosomatidae. The record is from the annotation of a GenBank genome assembly.